CGCCUAGUGGCCGUGCGUCUGUGCGUCGUCUCUAUGGUGGCGGCGGAUUCGGAGGUACCAAACGUUCCCGGGAUCCCGCCAGCGGUUCUGGGGCACCCGUUGUAACCUUUGACCCGGGCCGGAGGAUUCGUGGAGCCGAACGGAGAUGUUCCGGCGCGAGCUCUCCAUCCCCCUUCGGGACUCGGCCGCUGCCCUGAGCAACAACCUCAGCGUGCUGCAGCUGCCGGCUGGAAACCUCAAGCAGUUUGCAGUGGUCCAUGGCACAAGCGCCCAGCUUCUCAGCGCUGCCCCUGAGGAUGGGUCGCUGGUCCAGCGCCAGCUCCACGCGAAGGAGGGCCCGGGAGUGAGCCCCUCACUCAUCACUCAGGUCCACUGGUGUGUCCUCCCCUUCCGAGUCCUGCUGGUUCUCACCUCCCAGCGGGGAAUCCAGAUGUUUGAGUCUGAUGGCUCCGUUAUGGUGUAUUGGCAUGCACUGGACUCUGGAGAUGCCCCUCCGGUACAGGCUGUGUUUGCCCGAGGAAUUGCUGCCAGUGGCCAUUUCAUCUGUGUGGGAACAUGGUCAGGCCGAGUGCUGGUAUUUGACAUCCCAGCCAAGGGUCCCAACAUCGUCUUGAGUGAGGAGCUGGCCGGGCACCAGAUGCCAAUCACAGACAUUGCCACCGAGCCUUCCCAGGGAGAGGACUGCUGGGCAGACGUGGUGACAGCAGAUGACUCAGGCUUGCUGUGUGUGUGGCGAUCAGGGCCUGAAUUCACAUUGCUGACCCGUAUUGCAGGGUUUGGGGUGCCCUGUCCCUCUGUGAAGCUGUGGCAGGGGAUUGUCGCAGCAGGCUACGGAGAUGGGCAAGUGCGUCUCUAUGAGGCCUCCCAGGGAAUGCUUCAUGUCCAGAUCAGCGCUCACGCCCGGGCUGUCUCUGCUCUGGAUCUGGCUCCGGAGGAGGGAAAGCUACUCUCGGCAGCCGAGGACACAUUUGUGCACAUCUGGAAGCUGAGAAGAAGCCCUGAGAAUGGCUCUAUCGAGGUGGAACACUGCCAUGGGGAGUGCGUGGCCAACACCCAGCUGUGCGGCGCGCGCUUCUGUGACCCAUCGGGCAGCUCCUUCGCCGUGACGGGCUACGACCUUGCCGAGAUCCUGAGAUUUGGCAGCAUGUGAGAGCCAGCAGCCUCUCCUCCUCCCUUUGGUAUUUAUAAAGUACCCCCUCCACCUGG
Messenger RNA from Ochotona princeps (American pika), 1206 nucleotides. RefSeq names its product WD repeat domain 54 (gene WDR54). Gene Ontology annotation, molecular function: protein binding. Gene Ontology annotation, biological process: sperm axoneme assembly; cilium assembly; cilium-dependent cell motility. Bases 146 to 1150 code for a protein of 334 amino acids. The record is from RefSeq and is a predicted model, not a curated record. NCBI's taxonomy places the organism in Eukaryota, Metazoa, Chordata, Mammalia, Lagomorpha, Ochotonidae. The transcript has 10 exons.